Messenger RNA from Cavenderia fasciculata, 471 nucleotides. RefSeq lists its product as uncharacterized. The record is from RefSeq and is a predicted model, not a curated record. Gene Ontology annotation, molecular function: 2 iron, 2 sulfur cluster binding. Gene Ontology annotation, cellular component: intracellular membrane-bounded organelle. The transcript is spliced from 3 exons. Bases 1 to 471 code for a protein of 156 amino acids. NCBI's taxonomy places the organism in Eukaryota, Evosea, Eumycetozoa, Acytosteliales, Cavenderiaceae.
AUGAAUAGUGCCAAGGAUAUAUUUGAAAGUUGGACAAAGUCAACAGACAAAGAAGAAGAUGUUGAAGAGGAAGAUCUUUCAAUAGUACCUUCUCUACAAUGGGAGAUUGCACAACACAACUAUAGUCUCGAUGGACCAAUACCAGUCGAUGCUUCAAAUGAAGAUAAAUGGAUUUGUAGAUGUGGUCAAAGCAAAUCAUAUCCCUAUUGUGAUGGUUCACACACUCAAUACAACAUUGAUAAUGGUUCAAAUGUUGGACCACUCAAAGUACCAAAAGAGAAUGGAAGAAUUGUUUAUGUUUGUCGAUGUGGAUACUCUAAAGAGAAACCUUUCUGCGAUGGAACACAUACAAAGUUAAGAUUAAUUGAUAGAAAACCUGAUGAUACUUCAUUAUUUACAAGUUAUUUGAUUAUUGGAGCUUCAUUUCUCAUAUUUUCAUAUUUAUCUUUUAAAGAAUCAAUUCCACAUUAA